Molecule: messenger RNA, 1168 nt
Organism: Oryza sativa Japonica Group (Japanese rice)
Lineage: Eukaryota; Viridiplantae; Streptophyta; Magnoliopsida; Poales; Poaceae
Source: RefSeq, a predicted model, not a curated record
AUGCAAGGGCCAGGCAAGAAAGGAAGGAGAGAUAAGCAACUAAAAGAGAGAUCCACUAACUCCAGACAAAACUCUUUUACCUCCUGAUUCCUCACAAAGACCCUCCACAAGCCUCAAUUAUUACCUCCCGAAAAAAAAAAUUCCCCUCUGCCUUCUCCUACCUCGUCAUCCUUUAUAAAAGCCAUCUGAAAACUGAAAGAAGAUGCACCAUACAUGAGUUGCAAACCUGAGAGCCAGAAAGCUUGAACCACUUACAUGGUAGGAGAUGGAGCAGGCAGACGAGUCGUCGGUGAACAAAGAGAGCUCAGAGCAGCAGCAGCUUACCAGCGAGCAAGAUGAUGACGGCGCGACAUGGCUGAGCCUCACUCUUGCCACACAGGGAUCACCAGAAGAAGCAACAGCCGAAGCAGAAGAAACAGAAGCAGCAAACUGCUCGGAGUCUGAGGCUCCCAAGCCUUCUUCUGCACCACACAAGGUGUUCUCAUGUAACUUCUGCAUGAGGAAGUUCUUCAGCUCGCAGGCUCUGGGCGGCCAUCAGAACGCUCACAAGCGAGAGCGGAGCGCCGCAAAACGCUCCUACCAUGCGCAGAGGAUGAUGAUGGGGCUGCCUCUUGAGGCACAUGCUGCCUUUGUGCACUCCCUGAGAGUAAACCAGAGCUCAGUGAUUCAGAAGGCAAGCCAGCAAGCACAGAUCAGGACAGCACCAAGGUUUCAUGAAGGCAGCAUCAGCUGGCCACCGAUUGCUUAUGAGGAGGUGCCGAAUUCGACAUGGCCAGGGAGCUUCAGAUUGAGAUCACAGCCUUCAGACCAACCAUCAGAACAGAGUAAGAUAGACUUAAAUCUCAGGCUUUGAUAGGUUGAUGUACAACUCUGACCAGUACAUAAGUCCCUCCUCAAGCUUGUCCUUCUGAAUAAAUGAGUUUGAAGUAAUCAAUAGGUUCAGCUCACCAUCAGAUCAAAAUCAUAUGGUGGUACUGAACUUCGAAGGUAUUGUUGUUCAUUUGGAAUUCUUGGCAGAAUUAUUGAAAAAAAAAUUCAGAGACAAGUUACUGCACUAAUUUUAUAGCUAGAAACUUAUUAGCAUGAUCAUAGUUGAUUCAACUGUGAAGAAAGACAUGCAUUCCGCAGCAAUUCUUACACGAAGAAUAUAUCCCGUCUUUAUCAGUAA